Messenger RNA from Prosopis cineraria, 600 nucleotides. RefSeq names its product probable nucleolar protein 5-2. NCBI's taxonomy places the organism in Eukaryota, Viridiplantae, Streptophyta, Magnoliopsida, Fabales, Fabaceae. The transcript is spliced from 2 exons. The record is from RefSeq and is a predicted model, not a curated record. The coding region runs from base 1 to 600 and encodes 199 amino acids. Gene Ontology annotation, molecular function: snoRNA binding. Gene Ontology annotation, cellular component: box C/D methylation guide snoRNP complex; small-subunit processome.
AUGAAUACUAUUGCACCCAAUUUGACUGCUCUUGUUGGGAAGCUUGUUGGUGCUCGCCUUAUUGCCCAUGGUGGUAGCUUCCUUAAUCUUGCAAAGCUGCCAGGGAGUACUGUACAGAUACUUGGUGCUGAAAAGGCUCUCCUUAGGGCUCUAAAGACUAAGCAUGCUACCCCAAAAUAUGAGCUUAUUUAUUAUGCAUCAUUAAUUGGUCAGGCUGCUCAAAACUUUAAGGGUAAAAUUUCUCGGUCACUUGCUGCAAAGACAGCAUUGGCGAUUAUAGAAGAUGCUCUUGGACAUUGUCAACAUAAUUCAAUGGGAUUGGAAAACAAAGCCAAGGUGCUUGUGCUAUUCUCUACUCCUCACGGUGCGUUUGUGGAUGAGGAAAUGCAAGAACUUCCUGUUGCUGAAGAAAAGAAAGAAAAGAAGAAAAAGAAGAAAGAGAGAAGUGGGGACGACGAUGCUGCUCUACAAGCUGAUGUUGGCAAGGACUCAGAUCAGGUAGAAACUGUAAAGAAGGAGAAGAAGAAGAAACGUAGGGAUUCUGCUGAGGAUGGCCAGGUGCAGGCUGAGGAGGAUUACAAAGACGGUGAAUUACAGUGA